Molecule: messenger RNA, 1659 nt
Organism: Penicillium pulvis
Lineage: Eukaryota; Fungi; Ascomycota; Eurotiomycetes; Eurotiales; Aspergillaceae
Product: histidine phosphatase family protein
Exons: 1
Coding region: 1-1659 (552 amino acids)
Molecular function (GO): acid phosphatase activity
Source: RefSeq, a predicted model, not a curated record
AUGAAAGAGCAACUACAGAUUGCGGGAAGCCCAAAGAGGCGCUGGAUUUCCUCCGCUUGCAUCUCUUCUGUCUUUUGUUUCAUCCUCUUCAUCAAUUAUUCCUCCACAUGGCACAUCGGGAGGCUCUUCCCACCAGGAAAGGACUGCUCUUCGGUUCUCAAACCUGCACCAACUGGAGCCAAGUUCGAAUCUGGUUUUGACAUGAUGAAGAGCUGGGGACAACUGUCUCCUUACAAAGAUGCCGACUGGGGCGUUCCUAAUGGUGUUCCUAAAGGAGGACGGAGCGAGCUAUCUCAGGUCCAUGUUUUGCAUCGCCAUGCUCAACGAAAUCCAGUUAACAUGCCCAUGGAUGGUCAAAACAUUCAAUCGUUUUCUGCCAAGCUCAAUGGGACCAUCAGUGCCACUGGCCCACUGGAGUUUCUCAACGGAUGGCAGUAUAUCCUUGGUUCAGGCGCAGAAGAAUUGACAGCGUCAGGCGCUUCCACGGAAGCUACCGCGGGAUCCCGCUUUUGGCUUCAGUAUGGGAGACUUUUGUACCGUGCUACUCCUGAAGACCUGGUUGCAUGGAAUCGAUCUUUGAAUGUCUACCCCAAUGGUACGGUCCGUCCGCAGCCCUUGUUCCGGACAACCGACCAGUCACGCAUUUUAGAGAGUGCGCGUUGGUGGCUCAGUGGAUUCUUUGGCGAUAGAGGCGGUCAUGGUUCCUAUGACCAAUAUGACCUGCUUGUCAUUCCUGAGAAGCUUUUGUUCAAUAACACACUCGCGUCCUACUACUCAUGUCCAGGCUCACCAGACUCUCAAUGGCCUGGAGACGAAAUUGCCAAGCCCUUCAUUGAGCGGUAUACCAAGGACGCUCGCUCUCGUCUGGCGUCUUACUUGCCUCCAGAUUUUAACCUUACUGCUUCCGACGUACUCGCUAUGCAAACGCUUUGUGCUUACGAGUCAGCAAGUCUGGCUGGCUCGAACUUCUGCUCCCUUUUCACUGAACAGGAGUGGAAAGACUUUGCCUACAAUCUAGACCUCCAAUUUUAUGGAAAUUGGGGCAUUGCUUCACCCGUAGGCCGUGCCCGCGGCAUUGGUUACGUCCUGGAACUUGCCGCUCGCCUACAGGGGAAGCUUAUUCCUUCCAGUGAUACCAGCAUCAACUCCACUUACGAUAAUAACACCGACACAUUCCCCCUGGGGCAACCCUUCUAUGUGGACAUGUCUCACGACUCUAUUAUUAUAUCAGUGAUGACCGCUUUGAACCUUGACUAUUUCAAGUAUCCGAGCUUGACAGGAUUGCCUAAUGAUGUUGAUCACGCUCCAGACCGAACAUUCAGAAUCAGUGAUGCCACGCCUUUUGGUGCUCACUUCACUACCGAAGUCUGGACCUGCCCGGGUGAUGUUACCUUCGACUCAUUGGAUCCUGUCCUCUACUCAAACCCUAUUUCCGAAACGACAGAGGGCACCACCAAGUAUAUUCGUUUCAUGCUCAAUAACUCACCAUUGCCCCUUUCUGGUGUACUGGGGUGCGAAGAUUCCACAAAUGGCUUCUGCGCACUUGAUAAGUUCUUGUCCGGCAUCCCUGAGCUUGUCAACAGGGCGAAUUAUCGGGAGGCCUGCUAUGGGUACUAUCUCAACCACACUGACGCCCGUAUUGAUGCCCCCACCUAUUAG